Messenger RNA from Echinostoma caproni, 2652 nucleotides. NCBI's taxonomy places the organism in Eukaryota, Metazoa, Platyhelminthes, Trematoda, Plagiorchiida, Echinostomatidae. The record is from the annotation of a GenBank genome assembly.
AUGGCCCACGAUCGUGCUCAAUCAUUGCUUCUACACCAGCCCGGAUUUAUUCCUACUCAGCCUGGGCUGGCAGCUGUACCCGCUGUUACCAGAGGUUUUCGCGAUUCUACCAAUAACUUUGCUUAUCCAAAACUAUCGCCCCUGAUUUUACCUCCUGGGGCCUACUAUGAUCAGCGACAAUCCACCGGUCCACCUGGGCUAGCAGUUCGUCCUGCGCCAAAUAGCGCAGGAUCCGAGGCACCACCUGAGCAUGAUCAUCAGAUCAUCACCUAUGAUGAUUUGGAAAAGCUUCUUCCUAACCCCAAACCAACCGGUCGCGUGGAAGUCGGCGUACUUCCAGAUGGCAGCGCGUAUGCACCAAAAACCGGCGAAAAUUAUUUGCUGUUUCCGUCUAAAAGCAGUUACAUUCUGUACUUCACUCAUCACUAUUUCUCACGUGAAAACUUGAGUCGGGAUGUACCGCUCCUCAGUCGGAUGAUAAAUCAAAUGACCUUGCCUUUGGACAAACUUAUUAAGGCACCGAGACUGGUUGCUUUAAACACAACUCCAGAAGAGGUUGAGCAAGCUCUGAUCAAGAGCAAGGUUGUUUGCAUCGAAGAUCUUGGAAACGGUGUUCGAGGCGUGCGUCGAAUUGAUGGAUUUCCUGCGAUCGGUUCUCCAAACGAUCCAAGCUCUACACGCGUUACCGCCCCCGGGUCAGAAGCAAUGACAAGUACAAUAACUGGUACGGGCAAUGGACCAAGUCAUCAGUUUCAGCCUCCUCUGACUUCUGCUCAAUCUGCCGAUACUUCGAGUGAGGACGACCGGUUGUUGGCUGCAUCUUUGGCAGAAAUGUCUUUCACCACUAAAACUAAUACACUACCGGGUUACUCUUUUCCAUCCAUGGAACAGUCAACAGGCCAAACGAAUGUUCUAAUCUCUCCAAAUCCAGCUUCGGGCAUCAUAGGUCCAGGUGGUAGUCGUCUGUCACCCAGCCAACCGGUUUCAUGUUCAGCUGCCCAUCCUCCGCAUCCCGUUGCUGUCGCGCAGACAUCGGCAACAUAUGAAAGCACUACACCGAGUUCNAAUGGAUCACUCUCUUCUAGUCGUCCCACCUCAGCAAUUUGGCCUCAGCCUUCAACAUUUGCACUUAGUCCUAACAAUCGCUCUUCGUUACUCGGGAAUAACGCGUCACAACCGCUUGACUCGCCUUCAGUCGCCAAUAACAAUCAUUCUACUUCUAUUCUUGGAUUUCCGUCUCGUCCACCGUAUGGACCUGGAAUGCCCACUGGAAGUUUGCAGACACCUGAUCUUCAGCCCAUUUCUGUUCUGCCUAUGCGCCACCAAGCUGGUUUGCCUCAGUAUCUGUUGAGCCAGCCUACUCAUGGUUCAGGAGCUUAUCCUGGCUCUUUAUCAUUCUGUCAAAUGUGCUACUCAAAGUCACCUAUGAAUAUGGCCAUGGCCGCAGCUAUCGGUAAUCCUGCUCAUCAGCAUCUGUCCCAAGCUCAUCUCACGCCAAAUCCUCAAUUCCCUGGCCAGAUUUUCCACGGUCAACCUGGGCAAAUGCCCUCAUUAAACGCCCAUCAAGCUAACGUUGCUCUAGCUGCAGCUAGUUCUUACCAUGCCGCAGUUGCAGCUCUUGCUGCAGCAGCCCAACAACAGGUCUCUCCUGCCUAUUUCAACCCGUCCAUAACACCGAAUAUGCAUUCACAAGUUCAACAUGUCCAGCAAGCAUCACCAUUGCCCGUGUACUAUGCAGCUCAGCCGUUGUCUUUGCCCACGCACUUCCAGCGUCACCCGUUGCCUCGUUUUCCCCAUGGUUCGGUAUACCCCAUUCAAAGUUACCAACAACCGAAUCCCAACGCUGCGCUCCACAAUCCUGUUCCACAAUCGUCUGAAAUAUCUGGAACACUUCCAAAAGAAGGGUCCAUGUAUUCUAUGAACAAUGCUUCGCAGGUUGCCACCAGUAUUGCCUACCCUUUUUUGUUUCAACCUCAUGUUCAUCUACCCCAUGCCAACCAGCCGUCAACAAACAACCCUAACCUCGUUGCGGCUGCUGCCGCGGGUUUACACAUCCAAUAUUCUCAACAGAUGACGCCCCGUCAACCACCAAUGAAUGCCUACAAUCUUGCUCCUCUCGGUUUGACGGUUGUUAACAAUCCUGUUUCCGCUCCGGUACAAACUCAAAAUACCAACGAGGAUACUAACUCCGCAUCCUUAGGGUAUCAAGAAAAGAAUCAUCCUGAAUUAACAACAGAUGUUCAGUCAGAAAACUUAACACCCCCCGCCUACAGCACGAGCCCUCCGGUUCAGGGAAACGGAGCGGUUCCCGCGUCCCCCGUCCCUGCAUCCCCCAUCUCCGGUGAAAAAACAAGCGAUCUCAAUACGAAGCAGUUAGUGGACAGCGAGGAGAUCGCACAGAAAACAAGAGUGGCACAAACUGAUUUGACAGUGGACAAGGCGGAUUCACCCGAAGAUUCUGAAGAUUCAGGAAGUUCAGGCAUUGGGGAAAUGAAUUCUGCCGGAAGUAGUGGACCAAUAGAUACUCGAACAAGCUCAUCCCUGACAUUAACCGACCAACCCCCAUCAGAUGUGACAUCCACAUGUGAGUUGAUCAACUACCGACGUCAUCCUCGUUCAACUCGCACCAAAGACGUCGAACGAAGCCCUUGA